AUGUACGUUGCAGUCCGACAACAAGAAAUAGUCAAUUCUGCCCCACCUGUGGAAAAUGUCAAAGCGCGCUGGCCAGCACUUUAUACAGAGAGACAGGUCCUGGCAGAAUUUAACCAGAUCACCAGCUCCAAACUGGGCAAUGAUUUUGAACACCACGACCGCAGGACGUCUUGGGCCAAUACAGGCCCUAACCAACCAACACGGUCCAACAUAAAUGGUAGGUACCCAAACUGGACCAGGUCAAACUACGACCACUAUGACUGCCCACCUAGUCAGAGGUACAGUAACAGACCGGAACCCCCAGACAGAGGACUGGACCCACCUGACUACCACGGCUACCGGCAACCGGCCCACUGCCAGGAAGCCCCCAGGGACCCGCUAAGUCACAACAGACAAGACUCUUACAGUGACCGCUCACAGUGCCCCAGGUACCCAGACUUCCCGGAUGUAAGACCCGUACCGCCCACUAGCCGACAGGACUGCCAAGACUAUAGGAGACGUGACCCCUAUAGCCCACCCCCCACCUGCCCCCGCGAGCGCCAAAUGCAUGUCCCAAUACAAGGUCGAGACUACCCCGGACCAACAAUCCGUGACUUUGACCGCAUUGCCCGCCACAUUUACCGCUUUGAACCCCAACCGGGAAACCCUGCAGACCCCCAGUCGUACCUCAGAGACAUUGACUUCUACUCUAAACGUUUGCUCAAUGCAUCUCUAGAGGACAAAGUAUUCUUAAUAAAACUUACGUCCAACAGGGAAGUUAAUAACUUUAUAGACAGACAGUCGCCCGCCACACGGCAAAACUACGACAAUCUCUGUCAGGCCCUCCUCAACGAAUACUCUGACUUUGGAACGUCUGGUACACUCACUGCAGCCCUAACCGUCAGACAGGCCCGUAACGAGCCGUCAGACGCUUACUAUCACAGACUGAGACAGGAAUACUUCGGUAACCAAAAUUACCAAAAUAUGGAGGAGGACAAACACUUUAAAGCCCUGUUCAUCCAAAACCUUCACCCCAGCCUCAGCCUACUCCUAGGUGUGAAUGCAUGCCCUGUUACACAAAACAUGCGGCAGCUGAGGACUCUGGUAGCCAGAGCCCAAAGUAUUCACACAAUGAGAUCCCACAACCAACCACCGGAGGCGCCCUCAGACUACAGUGUUGGUAAACAUUCUAAACUAAAGAGCGCCCCCGCCCACCAGCUGCGUAAAACAGCACGUAAGGCCAACCAGGAAAAGUCAAACUCCCACAGGCCAACGCCACGUAAAAACAGGCACACACAGGGCAGAAGCCAGCGCUAUUCCACAAACAGCACCGGCCCCCACCCACAUAGCGGGACUCAAAACAAUGUCCCCAAACAACCCUCAGGUACAUUUAAAAACCGGAUGGGGGAAGACCAUAAUCAAUUGGACAACCUCACCUGGGAAGAGGAACAGCUCCUCCAAAUACUCACUCGUAAAACAAACGGUGAAACGACAAACAAAGCUGACUCCCUUACAGAAAAAGAUAGUCCAUACGACUCCGACGACCUUGACUACACAGACACUGACGGUGCUGAACCACUAAAUCAGACUGUAUUACAAUCACAGGUCGACACGGACACUUGGGACCCUGACUGGCUAGAGGACAGUCAAUACAUUCCCCAAAAGGACGUUAUGGUGGUACAGGUAAGUUCCUACACCGACACUGGGGGGAAAACUCCCCCCACAGUCAGGUGCGAACCACCUGCCCAAACGUCAAUUGGAAACUUGCGACUCAAAGGAGCAAACAGGACACUCCACCUUCCGGUGACUCUCGAGGACCAAUGGAAACAGGACGCUAUGAUGGAUACGGCAGCAGACAUCAGUCUGAUAUCCAGCUAUCUCUUUGGUUCAAAAGCCCCUCCCCAUGCCAUGGCCGCCUGGCAGCGCCCAGCCCUACGCCGCGGCAGGCCAGCCAAUGACCGCCCCAAAACCAGACGUGACUAA
Messenger RNA from Knipowitschia caucasica, 1962 nucleotides. NCBI's taxonomy places the organism in Eukaryota, Metazoa, Chordata, Actinopteri, Gobiiformes, Gobiidae. The record is from the annotation of a GenBank genome assembly.